AAUGAGACUCUUUAAAGCUGCUGUUCCAUAAAGGAUAUUAAUCUAGUCGCGGGGAUCUGGACUUUGGAAAUACGCAGUACUUUUGAAACGAGUGGCGCGACUGCAUUUCGGCGUUUUCAUCCAUUUUUGUGGACUUAUUGUAUCUUUGCUCGCAAACCAUAAGGAAACAUCAUGCUGCUCCUCUUACUGGGAAUCGUCAUCUUGCAUGUGGCAGCACUGGUUCUGCUCUUCGUGUCCACUAUAGUUAGUGCAUGGGUUGUUAACCCCGAAAGCAGUUCAGACCUCUGGACAAACUGCACAACAAUCAAUAAUGUGUACAAAUGUGACCCUGCUGACACUGGAGUUUGGAUCCAGGCAGUCCAAGCCCUCAUGAUCCUGUCAAUCAUCUUCAGCUUCCUGUCUCUCUUCCUGUUCUUCUGCCAGCUCUUUACACUUCAGAAGGGUGGACGCUUCUUCCUCACCGGAGCAUUCCAGAUCUUUGCUAGUCUUUUCGUUAUGAGUGGAGCUAUCAUUUAUACGGUAAUGAACACCACGUGGAUCACUGGGCCAGUGUCCUAUGGCUUUUCCUACAUCUUGGCCUGGGUAGCCUUCCCUCUGGCAUUCAUAAGCGGGUUAAUCUACGUCAUCUUGAGAAAGCGAGAGUGAGGUGGCACUGCCCUCUCAUGGCCGCUACCUGGAAAUACAGCUUUGAAGCCAAAGUAUCACACUGCAUCCACAGAGAAGUGAAAUCACACAGUAUCUUCACCCGGGGGGUCAGUCAAAAUCAACCCCACUGCCACCCCGAAAAGACAUAUUCAAUACUGUCAUCAUUUGAAGAUGUAUAUAGUAUAUAUGGUUUAAAACCUAUUUAUAACACUUUUUACAUAUAUGUACAUAGUAUUAUGUUUGCUCUGUUGACAAAGUACCUCUUUUAGCUAAUAAGUGCCUAGAGCGUGUUUGUCACAGAAACGUGCAUCAUUAGCCAUAAUGUGUGUUUGUGUCAUUUUUUGUUUCUUUCCUUAUACGGCCAAAAAAUACUUAUAAAAAGGUUUUUGAUGUAUUUUAACCAAAGUGCAUGUAUUAAAUUAUAGGGACAGUGUUUUCAAUGAAGAUGCAUUGAGAAUUCAUAGAUGAAGUAACUAAAAUACCAUGGUUAGAUCGGCAGUUUUGAAAGCUUUUUUUAAAAAAAUAGUUUUUCUUUGUUUUCCAACAAAAAAAUGGUGCUAUGUAUUUACCAUUCCUUUAACUAAUAGCCAUUUAGCCUUUAUUUAGAAGGACAUAACAUGAAUGAAAGUCAAAAUCAAAAUGCCAUUGAAUAUAUUGUGCUUGUGCCUAUAACACAAUGCUGUAUAUACAGUACUCACCAAAAAGGUUCAUUUUAUAAUAAAACAAAGAAAAUGU
Molecule: messenger RNA, 1380 nt
Organism: Rhinichthys klamathensis goyatoka
Lineage: Eukaryota; Metazoa; Chordata; Actinopteri; Cypriniformes; Leuciscidae
Gene: pmp22b
Product: peripheral myelin protein 22b
Exons: 5
Coding region: 172-645 (157 amino acids)
Cellular component (GO): plasma membrane
Source: RefSeq, a predicted model, not a curated record